This is a messenger RNA of Staurois parvus, 438 nucleotides long. Lineage: Eukaryota; Metazoa; Chordata; Amphibia; Anura; Ranidae. The record is from the annotation of a GenBank genome assembly.
UCAGCCGGCCAGGAAUGACUUAAAGGGACAGGAGCCACUCGCUACACCGCAGUGCCUCUUAACAUGGCCGCCGUGCAGACAGAGGUGGAACGCGCCAUCGUCACCAUUGUGACCUGUUUCUUUGAACACGCCGGAGAGGAGGGCAAGAAAGAGACCCUGACACAGGGCGAGUUCAACUGCCUGGUGGCCAAAGAGCUCCCACAUCUGAUGAAGGACGUCUCCCUGGAGGAUAAGUUGAAGGAGUUGGACGUUAAUCAGGACCAGGAGCUGAAAUUCAACGAGUAUUGGAGACUGAUCGGGGAGCUGGCCAAGGGGGCCAAGAAGGAGAUCAAAGCCAAAAAGAAGUGAGGAGCCGUGAAGAGGGCGGAGCCACCAGGAGGGCGGAGCUGCCAGGAGGGCGGAGCCACCAGGAAUAAAGCCAUCGGAAUGCAUUCCCAU